Drosophila eugracilis is the source of this 2033-nucleotide messenger RNA. RefSeq lists its product as uncharacterized. The record is from RefSeq and is a predicted model, not a curated record. The coding region runs from base 220 to 1953 and encodes 577 amino acids. The transcript has 2 exons. NCBI's taxonomy places the organism in Eukaryota, Metazoa, Arthropoda, Insecta, Diptera, Drosophilidae.
CAUCUUCUACGGACAAUAUGUUACCUUAAAAGAUUUCUUUGUGUUUUUAAACACAGGAUAUAAGAAAGUAAAAAUGAUUUGAAAAUCUCAAAAUGUUCGCAUAUAUAUCAAAAAGGAAGUAGGUCUUGGAAUAUCUUUUAAAAAAUGCUUUUUUUUUUAAUCGAGUUUUCUUAGUUGAAUUAUUUAAAAAAUUAAAAAACAAAAAAAGAAAAAUAGAAAAUGUUUAUGCUUAAGCCAAAGAAAAAUAAGAAAAAUAAGGUGAUAGCGAUUAAAGAUGUCGAAAAGAAACCGAGUCCUCUAGAGGAUCCUUACAAAUUGCUAACACCCUCUUGGUGUUGGAAUGAUUAUAUAAAUCGCCAGAUUGUUCCAACUAACUUGGCACCUACUUUAUUAAAGGCUGCCGAUCCCCAAUUACACUCACCGAUACCCAAUAGUUACAAACUUAACAUUCCGGAUAAUAGUGGCGGUUCAGUUGUUAAUUCGAUUAUGAAAUCAUCAUGUCCACCGCCACCGAAACUGUUCCCAACUCCAUUGGAUACAGAUUUUGAAGAUAUUUUAACAAUAACAAGACAACGUCGUCUACGCUGUACUGAAAAAGCCUUUAGUAUCAAGGAUUUUUUACACCAAUCCAAGGAGAAACCAGAAAGCACAGAGUCCAUAUUUUCCCAAGAAACUGUAGACGAAAAUGAUGAGGGUCCAAAGUCAAUUGCAUCUGUUCCGGAUCCAAUGCUCUCUCAUAAAUAUACCGCACACCAUUUUGAGAUGGUUUGGAAGUCAAAAAACGUUAAACUAAAUGAAAGCUGUGCCAUGACCAUAACAAAAAAAAAGCAAAGUAUGGCGGGUUCUAAGUUCUAUGUACCAGUAAAAAUAGCUAACAAUGAGGCUAUGUGGGAAACGAUGAAACGUUAUUUACACAAUGACCUAGAGAUCCAAAUCGAAUCGAAUUUCUAUUAUGUUGAUCGCUAUCUGUUUACAUAUUACGCCGUCAAUUUCCGUGGCUGUACGGGUUCUUUUUUGCAGUUACCAGUACAAAAAGUUCAGAUCAGUCAGAUCGCUAAACUGUACGAAUGGAUGUUGUGCGAAGGAAAACCCUUUCCCGCGGGCCCUGAAGCUAUUUCAAUAUUUUCUGCCGCAAAAUUUCUUGGUAUUGAGGACUUAAUGGAACAAUAUUGGACAGCCUUUUCGAGAAAAGGUGAACUCGCCAUUUGGGAGAUGACUGCAUUUCACAUAUAUCUUUUGGCUAAAGAACUCCGAUGUUCGGAGAUUAUGACCGUAAUGUUUGGGCGAAUACGUAAAUGCUUCCUGCCAUUGGUGGCUUCUUGGGAGUUCCUAGAGUUCAAUGUUAAUGAAGUGACCUGUAUGCUCUCUAAUGAUAUGCUGUGUGUGAAUAGCGAGGAUGAGAUCUUCUUUGCCGCCUUUUAUUGGUUAGAUUUUGCAUGGAAUGAGCGAAAGAAACAUGCGGUUAAGGUUAUGAGCGCGGUCCGCUUUGGAAUUCUGUCGCCUUGGUUACGUCGAUCCAUUUGCAAUGUACCGGAAAACGAUCGCAUCGGUGAGAUUGGCCAAUUGCCAGAGGUUUGUCGCUGGCUCUGGCAGGGUACCAUGGUAAGUCAAGCGAUCGUGGUCGAUGGACAAAAGUCGCAAGAUAAGUAUGUUAAAAUGCAUUUGGACGAAUGGCAACGCCAUAAGAUACCGGAGCGGUAUUGGAUCUACUGCUUGGGCGUACCGCAUCAUCAUGACUAUAAAUGUUCUCGAUUUCGUGAACUAACAUAUGAGACCUUCAAGAGAUUCCUGCACAGCCUACAUGCCCACGCCCAAAUAUUUAUGGACAGUCUUCAGUUUGUGCCAAACAAGAUCUGGAACACCUAUCGCUGUUGUGUCGAUGUUACCUACCGUCCAUACAGGGACAGAAACUGCCGCAAACCACAGUUCUACUCGAAGGGAAAAAAAAUCUAAAGGUACCCAACUAAUUUUAUAUAGUUUAUUUAUAUUUUUUGGUUUACCAAAUAAUAAAAGAAAAAACAACUUUUAGUUUA